AUGGCUGCCAGAACCCUGCGAAUAGGUCUUAUCCCCGGAGACGGCAUUGGGAGGGAGGUGAUCCCGGCUGGCCGCAAACUUCUCGAGUCUCUGCCGGCUUCGUUGGGCCUCAAAUUCUCUUUCGUGGACCUAGAUGCCGGCUUUGACACCUUCAAGCAGACCGGCACCGCUCUGCCCGAUAAGACGGUGGAGGUGCUCAAGAAAGAAUGCGAUGGUGCAUUGUUCGGGGCGGUCAGCUCUCCAAGCACCAAAGUCGAGGGCUAUUCCUCCCCAAUCGUCGCCCUGCGCAAGCGUCUCGACCUGUACGCCAACGUCCGUCCCGUGAAGACCACUGCCGGCAACACUGCCAAUGGCGGCCCAAUUGACCUGGUCAUCGUCCGCGAGAACACCGAGGACUUGUACGUGAAAGAUGAAAAGACAUUCGAGGGCCCCAAUGGCAGGGUCGCCGAGGCCAUCAAGCGCAUCUCCGAGCGUGCCUCUUCCCGCAUCGCCACCAUGGCCGGUGAAAUUGCCCUGCGACGACAAAAGAUUCGUGACGUAUCCCCCGGGACGUCUCACAUCUCGAACCCGAUGGUCACAAUCACCCACAAGUCCAACGUCCUGUCCCAGACAGACGGACUUUUCCGGGAAGCCGCUCGACAGGCCCUUUCCAACCCCAAGUACCAGUCUGUUCAGAUCGAGGAGCAGAUUGUCGACUCGAUGGUUUACAAGCUCUUCCGCCAGCCUGGCUACUACGAUGUCGUCGUGGCCCCCAACCUAUACGGCGAUAUCCUCUCUGACGGCGCUGCUGCCCUUGUCGGCAGUCUGGGACUUGUGCCAAGUGCCAAUGUUGGCGACGGAUUCGCCAUUGGUGAACCGUGCCACGGCAGUGCACCUGAUAUCGAGGGCAAGGGCAUUGCUAACCCGAUUGCAACUCUUCGCAGUGUGGCGCUCAUGCUCGAGUUCCUCGGCGAAGAGCCCGCUGCCGCCAAGAUCUACGCUGCUGUUGAUGCUAACCUGGAUGAGAACAAGCUGCUGUCUCCUGAUCUCGGCGGAAAGGCCACUACUCAGCAAGUUCUUGACGAUGUUCUCAAGCGCUUGUAA
Molecule: messenger RNA, 1083 nt
Organism: Talaromyces rugulosus
Lineage: Eukaryota; Fungi; Ascomycota; Eurotiomycetes; Eurotiales; Trichocomaceae
Exons: 4
Coding region: 1-1083 (360 amino acids)
Biological process (GO): isocitrate metabolic process; tricarboxylic acid cycle
Cellular component (GO): mitochondrion
Molecular function (GO): NAD binding; isocitrate dehydrogenase (NAD+) activity; magnesium ion binding
Source: RefSeq, a predicted model, not a curated record